Messenger RNA from Pleuronectes platessa (European plaice), 4814 nucleotides. RefSeq names its product ADAM metallopeptidase domain 12b (gene adam12b). The transcript has 24 exons. The coding region runs from base 296 to 3217 and encodes 973 amino acids. The record is from RefSeq and is a predicted model, not a curated record. Gene Ontology annotation, biological process: proteolysis. Gene Ontology annotation, molecular function: metalloendopeptidase activity. Lineage: Eukaryota; Metazoa; Chordata; Actinopteri; Pleuronectiformes; Pleuronectidae.
CGCACACCGACACCCAUCCGACACAUGCGUUUGUCCGCGGCUCCCCUGCGGCCGGCCCCGGUCACGCGUCCCCCGGCGUGGUGGUGGAAAAACUUUCUGACAUCUUCGUCCUCGGAGUGACAGCGCGUCGCAUCCCUCCGGAGUCCUGCGGAGGAGCCUGGUUUUCAGGGGGUUGUUGAGUACCUCCCCGUGUGUGUGUCCACCACCGUGAAGUUGUCCCGGUCUCCAUCCCGUGAGAAGAGUCCGGUCCCAGGGGGCUUUAAGCAUCGCGGUCUCACCCCAACCGAGCUCCAUCAUGAGAGGCUGGGGGCGGCGGAGGAACUUUGCCUUUGUGGUCCUCGCCCUCCGCCUCUGGUGCCUGUCCAUGGCCACGGGGACUGCUGACAGCUCACAGGAAGACACAGCUGGAGGGGAGGCAAACAAACAGGAACGCCGUGGGACCACCGUACCGCUGCUGCUGAAGGGGAAGGAGCGCAGACCUCUCAGCCUGCUUACACCCGGGAGUUUUCCUGCGUCACUACAGGUACUGGUACGUGCGGAGGGUGAACAGCUGAUCCUGUUCCUGGAGAAAAAUGAGGGUCUUUUUGCGAGCCAUUACACGGAGACACAUUACCGAGACGAUGGAAGUGCAGUCACUGGUGCUCACAACUUCACGAAUAACUGCUACUACCACGGGGAGGUGCAGGCCCACCCGAACUCCGACGUCACCCUCAGCACCUGCUCGGGCCUUCGAGGCUUCAUCGCACUUGAAAACAAGACAUUCAUCAUUGAGCCGGCGUCUGGCCAAAGUGACGGAUCCCACUUCAUCUACCGAGUGGAAGAACUCCGACUCACCCCGGGAGCCUGCGGCCACGGCUUCAACAUGUCGUCUGUGGCUCCUGAAAACCACAUCAAGAGCCCCUUCCAGUCCUUCCACACGAGGCAUAAAAGACACGCUCAGAAGACAACAAAGUACGUGGAGCUGAUCAUUGUUGCAGACAACAGAGAGUUUCAGAAACAGGGGAAGGACGUGGACAAGGUGAAACAGAGACUGGCAGAGAUUGCCAAUUACGUGGACAAGUUCUACAGAGCCCUGAACAUCCGGGUGGCCCUGGUGGGCCUGGAGGUGUGGAGUGACUCUGAUAAAUGCCCCGUCACCCAGGACCCCUUCAACACCCUGCACGAGUUCCUCGACUGGAGGAAAGUCAAGCUGCUGCCCCAGAAGCCACACGACAACGCUCAGCUCAUAAGCGGCGUUUACUUCCAGGGCACCACCAUCGGCAUGGCCCCCAUUAUGAGCAUGUGCACGGCCGAGCAGUCUGGAGGCAUUGUCAUGGAUCACUCUGAGAACCCACUGGGUGCAGCCGUGACUUUGGCACACGAGCUGGGACAUAAUUUUGGCAUGAACCACGACACCCCGGAGCGCGGCUGUGGCUGCAGGAUGACUAUGGAUCGAGGAGGCUGCAUCAUGACUCCCUCCACAGGGUAUCCCUUCCCCACCGUGUUCAGCACAUGCAGUAAGAAGGACCUCGCUGCCAGUCUGGAGAAGGGCGUGGGGAUGUGUUUGUACAACAUGCCGGAGGUCAAGGUUCUCUACGGCGGACAGAAGUGUGGCAACGGCUACGUGGAGGAGGGAGAGGAGUGUGACUGCGGGGAGCCAGAGGAAUGCAUGAACCCAUGCUGCAACGCCACCACGUGCACCCUGAAGGGAGACGCCGUGUGCGCCCACGGACAAUGCUGCGACGACUGCCAGCUCAAGCAGGCUGGCACCCAGUGUCGAGACUCCAGCAACUCCUGUGACCUGCCUGAGUUCUGCACCGGAGCCAACCCUCACUGCCCGGCCAACGUGUACCUGCACGACGGACACGCCUGCCACAACGUAGAGGGCUACUGCUACAAUGGUAUCUGCCAGACUCAUGAGCAGCAGUGCAUCACCCUGUGGGGACCAGGUGCUAAGCCGGCCCCUGGGAUCUGCUUCCAGCGAGUCAACUCGGCGGGGGAUCCUUACGGGAACUGCGGGAAGGACUCCAAGGGCUCCUUCGCCAAAUGUGACGCGAGGGAUGCAAAGUGCGGUAAGAUCCAGUGUCAGGGAGGAGCCAAUCGGCCGGUGAUCGGAACCAACGCGGUUUCCAUCGAGACCAACAUCCCGCUGCAAGAAGGAGGACGGAUCCUGUGUCGAGGGACUCACGUGUACCUGGGGGACGACAUGCCGGACCCUGGACUGGUCCUGGCUGGGACAAAGUGUGGAGACGGCAUGGUGUGCCUGAACCGGCAGUGUCAGAACGUCAGCGUCUUCGGCGUGCACGAGUGCUCGGGCAAGUGCAACGGACGUGGGGUGUGCAACAACAAGAAGAACUGCCACUGUGAGGCUCACUGGGCUCCUCCGCUCUGUGAGAAAGGCGGUUUCGGCGGCAGCAUGGACAGCGGCCCGAUGAGAGUGGCAGAUGUGCGUGUGUGUGUAUUAAUGUGCGUGUUGUCAUAUAUGGCAUCAGCCGACAGCGUGGUCGUGACCGUGGCAAUCCUGGUCACCCUGGUCAGCCUCCUGGUCGCCACCGCCAUCAUCUUCGUGAAGAGGAAGACUCUGCUGCGACUCCUCUUCGCCAACAAGAAGAGCACCUUGGAGAAACUCAGAUCCGUGGAGUCCACCAGGCCGACCAGCCCCAUCAGGACUCAGUCCGUGUACCGACCCACGCCUCAACGCAAACCUCCAGCCAAGCCCUGUGGAGCCAGCGUUUAUAAAGCGUCUCUCCUGAGCUCGGAGCCGCUUCUCCCUCCGCACAACUUCCACUCCCACAGCCUGCGCAGGCUGCCCCUCUACCAGCCGCUGCACAUCAGCCAGCCCAUGCCGGUGUCCCUGAGCGUGGGCCAGCCCACCCUGCCCCCUCUGCCGGUCCUCCACCGGGUCCUGCCCCCCCACACGGCCCUCUCGCCACCUCGGGUGCCGCCGUUCCUCAGCCUGCCUCGCCAGCAGCCGUCCUACAGAGCCGACCAGGACUACGAGAAGCCCCGCCCACCUCAGAAACCUCUCCCUGCAGACCCACUGGGGAGGAGCUCCCGGCUGGGUCACAGUGUGGGGGUGCACAUCCCGCGCACCGGACCCCGCCCCAUACCAAUCCCCACCGUGCCCAGGCCUCCACCGACCAUCCCUUUACCCAGCAGGUCAGUGCACCAUGACAGUGGGGAAACACCGUUGCCGCUGUUGCCCUACAGACCACCAAAGACCCAGAGGGACUGCUGAGCUCCGGACGUCCCGGGGACGAGUGGAUCAACUCUCCUCACGUGGAGACUUUUCUCGAUUUGCACUAAUCACUGAGACUCUGUUUGGACGUUUUGGACAUUCGGACGUGUCCCGGAGUCUCUAAGGAAAAUGGGCCGAACGUCCCACCUCGGUGCUACGCCUCUAACAGGUGCUUUGUUGUCCUCGCUCAGGUACCAAUGAACUAUUUAUCUAUUUAACUAUUUAACUUCAGAAUCACCAUUUUGUGCACAAAGAGCGACUCUCUCUCUCCUCACCCCCCGAGGAAAAGGUGAGAAAACAUGGUGUGGUUUAGGAUAUUUCUUUUGGAUUCAUUGGUGAUUUUUAUACUUUUUGUUUUACUCGAAUGAAAUGCUGAAAUAUAUGAUGUUUUUUAUAACCAGUGAAAUUGCUUGAAUAAUAGAAAGAAGUGUCGGUGUUGGAUUUCAAUGAGGAUAAAGGGACAUGGAGCACAACUCAGCAAGUAGUUAGUGUCGCUUGUGGCCCGUGGAGCAGUGUCAUUUAUUCACUCUUUUAAAACCAUCUUUUAUAUCCAUGCCACCGUGGUGCUAAAGAAUAGAUUUUAAUCGUCUCUUUUUCUUUUUUUUAUCCCCUUGCAUUAAAUAUAACAAACAGUUUUCUAGGAGCAACUUUAUCAUCAUCAUCUAAAGCCUUGGACUUUAUUUUUUAUAUUAGGAUCAGCUCAUUUUACCGCCUCACGCUCAUUCUCCUUUAUUUCCUUAUAAGUUCAGUCUUGCGGGAAAAGCUCUUCACACGCAUGCGACGCUCUGCACGUGUUGGACGCUGGACACGUUCUCCUGAUCCUGGCACACGCUGCAGAGCCUCAACACAUUCCACUGACUGAUUGUGUUCCAGAGAAUUACACCAACACCAAAUCAUUCAACGUUAACUCCGUGUUCAGUUUGUUUUUACCUGCGAGCCAAGUUGGAUGACUUCAGCGCCGCAAGCUCUCCAAGAACUUCCCUCGACCGAGUCCAACGAGAAGCUUAACGUCCGUCCCGGCUCUCUCUCUCUCUCUCUCUUUCUUUUGCCUUCCCAACACUCCGUUUGAAUUCUGUACGGCUGCGUUAGUCCUGAUCUUUGAUGAUUCAUGCGUCCGCAGCAUCGCUCUUAAGAUUCAGAGGUCGCCGUUGCACUUUUGAGUUUUGGCACUUUCCUUGAUUUCUUUUGUUUUUGUCUGUUGUUGACUUCCUGUUUUACCAAGGAGAGAUGUCGGCUGUUAAAGAUCCCCCCCCCCACUGUGUCAGUGUUCACUUUGGAUAAUGCAUACCUGCCUUCCAUUUGUCUAUUAAAAGUGUAAAUGCUUUUUUUCUCUUGUUUUGGACGUGUAUGUGUCUCGAACGGUCGGAGGAACUGCUCUCUGUUGGAAAAACUAUUUGUGAGUGCCGUGUCAGUUGGUCGUUAAAUGUUUAUGCCAUUUGUAAAUCUGUACUGUGUUCAUUUGCAUAAGUGUAACAUGUUUAAAAGCCAUUGUAAAGUGUAAAUACUGUAAGUCAGUCCUCAUUUCUUUUUUAUGUUCUUUUUACAAGCACAGCGAUAGAAGAAGGACUUUGAGGCCGUUCCCUCGUUCACGGGGGGA